Messenger RNA from Gymnogyps californianus (California condor), 2243 nucleotides. RefSeq names its product twisted gastrulation BMP signaling modulator 1 (gene TWSG1). Gene Ontology annotation, biological process: regulation of BMP signaling pathway. The transcript has 5 exons. NCBI's taxonomy places the organism in Eukaryota, Metazoa, Chordata, Aves, Accipitriformes, Cathartidae. Bases 49 to 720 code for a protein of 223 amino acids. The record is from RefSeq and is a predicted model, not a curated record.
GCCGCCGGCGGAGCGGGGGGUGCCCGGCCCGCGGCGCCGUCCGGAAACAUGAGGUCACAGUACAUCACAGCGCCCACAGUCACUGUCCUUCUGUUCCUGCUGUGGAUCCAGUCGUCAACAGGCUGCAAUAAGGCUCUCUGUGCUAGCGAUGUCAGUAAAUGCCUGAUACAGGAGCUGUGUCAGUGCCGCCCUGGGGAAGGGAACUGCUCCUGCUGUAAGGAGUGCAUGCUCUGCCUGGGCACACUUUGGGAUGAGUGCUGUGACUGUGUUGGUAUGUGCAAUCCUCGCAAUUACAGUGACACACCUCCAACAUCCAAGAGCACUGUCGAGGAGUUGCAUGAACCAAUUCCUUCACUUUUCCGGGCACUGACAGAAGGGGAUACUCAGCUGAACUGGAAUAUCGUUUCCUUCCCUGUGGCAGAAGAACUGUCGCACCACGAGAACCUCGUUUCCUUUUUGGAAACAGUGAACCAGCCACAGCAUCAGAACGUCUCUGUUCCAAGCAACAAUGUCCACGCACCUUACUCUAGUGACAAAGAACACAUGUGUACUGUGGUGUAUUUUGAUGACUGCAUGUCAAUACAUCAGUGCAAGAUCUCUUGCGAGUCCAUGGGAGCUUCCAAAUACCGAUGGUUUCACAACGCCUGCUGUGAGUGUAUUGGGCCAGAAUGCAUCGACUAUGGCAGUAAAACUGUAAAAUGUAUGAACUGCAUGUUUUGAAGCAGGAAAAUUGUAAUAUAGCAAUACUGAGGCCAAAGUAAUCUCUCUCAGUUAAAGAGAUGGGGAUUGCAAAUACUGCAUUUUGGUGGAGUGCCUACUGGUUGCAAUUAAAUGUACCUGGUUGAAAAAAGAUGUAUAAAAUCUGAAAACUUUUUUUUCUUUUUUUUUUAAGUCAUGUAAGCAAGGCUAACUAGUAGAAGUUUUAACACUAUGUUUUAAGUUUAUUUUUCUUUAUUUCUGCUCGAAUGGUACAGCCAUGCUCAUCCUUGCUGUUCUGAUUGUUUUCCUUUGAUUUGAAAGUAUUGACUAUACUGGUUUUCAGAAUGUAGUACUAUAUCUUGUAGUUUAGAGUAGGGAAACCUUAAGAAUAUGGUAAUGAGAUUUCCAUCAUCUAAGUUCAACAAAUAAUUAAAUGGCUGCUAGGUUGGAGGGGGGUGGUUGUUCUUUAGGCGCUGGUUUUUUGGGUUUAGUUUCUGGUCUUGUUUUUUAACUUUAUUACCUUCCAGUCUUUUUGCUUAGCCUUCUAUUGUGAAAAUGGUAUUUGGGGAAAAAGAAAAAUUCAUGCUCUCUCUUCAAGUUCAACACAUGGGCUGUCAUGGAUAAAAUCCUAACUUCUUAGAAGGGCUGCCCAACAAAACACUAUGUGUGGGACACUUUUCUUCCAAGUUUCAUUUGCCCUGCUCUUGUAAGUACAUUGGGUCUAUGUUGCUUAAUUUAUAUAUUAAAAAAAUAUGUAUAUCUUUUCAGUCUUCUCUUAGAUACCAAAAUAAAGCUGUUAAGUGCAGUUGCAUCUCCCUCCUUUUGCACUGUUCUCUAGGGUUGCUUACUCCCUGAAUGUUCAGUCCAGUAAAGGAAACAUGAAAGGUUAUUAUGGAUUUAAUAACUAAAUGAAUAAAGAAGAAUGAAAUGACAUGAACUAGCAAGUGGUACAGGGCUACCAGUUGGGCAGUUGGCAGCAGGCAUGUUCCCAUUUAGCGGUUUGCUGUGAAUAUUUAUUCCAAAACAUAAUUUUUUUUUUCCCCAUGAAAUGUUGUCACUGAAGAAGGGAAGAUGUGUCCACAAAGGCAAAAUUACAAUGUUGAGUUUAGAACAUUGCCCAUUUUUCUAAGUAAGAGUUUUAAUAUGCUGACUGUUACAUAGCAGUUACUAUGACCCAGUUAGGGCUCCAUUUAUAAUGGUACUAAGUACAAGAAUAAAGUGUAUGAGUAGUUAAUGAUCAGCUUUUGGUAUUUAUAAUGAUGUGGGUUUUAACUCCUUGAAAUUUUUUUUAAUGCAUAUAUGCAUAUGCGCACACAAAACCGAAUUUGACUAUUCAUGUUUCUCUCACUAGCAUCAGUCUAGAGGGAUUCAACUGUUUUCUAGUCACACCUGUCUAUCUGUACCAUGUACAAAUGAAAGCAGUCAUUUUAAAUUUAUUUUGUUGAAAAGUUUGCCUGAAUGGUUUUUUCAUUUUUUCUCAUGAUACAGUUCCUUCAAUAAGAUGAAAUAAUAAUAAUAAAAAAGUCUACUCUUGUGAAAUAACA